Cucurbita pepo subsp. pepo (vegetable marrow) is the source of this 1413-nucleotide messenger RNA. RefSeq names its product transcription factor IIIA (gene TFIIIA). Gene Ontology annotation, cellular component: nucleolus; nucleus. Gene Ontology annotation, biological process: regulation of transcription by RNA polymerase II. NCBI's taxonomy places the organism in Eukaryota, Viridiplantae, Streptophyta, Magnoliopsida, Cucurbitales, Cucurbitaceae. Gene Ontology annotation, molecular function: DNA-binding transcription factor activity; 5S rDNA binding. The record is from RefSeq and is a predicted model, not a curated record.
AUGGAGAGUGGGAAACAUAAUGAUGAAGGAGGUGAUAAGACAAAAAAUGGAAAAUCCAAUAUCUGCCAGGAAUGUGGCGCUGAGUUCAGAAAACCUGCUUACUUGAAGCAACAUAUGCAAAGCCAUUCGCUUGAGGAACAACUCCUUAAAUAUAUUGAAAUAAUGUGAUCCUGGAUAUAUGAGCGUGAAGCAUUGGAUCCCACAUUAAGAACUCCAAAAUGCACGAGGCUGCAUUUUCCUCACUUGAUUGGAUCAGUAUCAGGUUGGGAGACCUCCUGAGAAGCUCCAUCAAGUGGGCCUCGGUCACGCUACAGUAGUUUGAGGUUUGAAGUCUAGUAAUUGAGAAUGCUGUGGAAGAGGCUUUUUUUUAGCCAAUACACUCAGAAGCUGACCAACUUUAUUGCAUUAUUCUAAUGCAGAGGCCAUAUAUAUGUUCCAUAGAUGGUUGUGAAGCUAGUUACAGAAGAAAGGAUCAUUUGACUCGCCACCUUCUCCAUCAUCAAGGAUUGAUAAUCAAGUGCCCUAUUGAAGGUUGUAGUCGUGAAUUUGCAUAUAUAUCGUGUGUAAAUAGACACUUAAAAGAAUGCCAUGAAGGAGGUGCUCCUCCCGAAGAAUGUCAGAAGCAGUUUGUUUGCCCUGAAGAUGGAUGCGGGAAGGUUUUCCGAUAUGCCUCUCAACUGCAAAAGCAUGAACAUUCCCAUUUUAAGCUAGACUCAAUAGAGGCAUGUUGUGCUGAACCGGGUUGUAUGAAAACAUUUACCAACAAGAAAUGCCUCCAGGCUCAUAUGCAGUCCUGCCACCAAUACAUAAAUUGUGAGAUUUGUGGGGAAAAAAAAUUGAGGAAGAACAUGAAGCAACAUCUACGACAAAAGCAUGAAAGUCAAGGUUCACCAGAGGCAAUUCCUUGUACGCAUGAGGGCUGCAGUAAGGUUUUUUCAACAAUUUCAAAUCUCCACCAACACAUGAAGGUCGUGCAUCUCGGUGAAAAACCAUUUGCUUGCGGUUUCCCUGGUUGUGGCAUGAGAUUUGGCUACAAGCAUGUUCGAGAUAAUCAUGAGAAGAAGGGCCAGCAUGUUUACACUAAUGGGGAUUUUGAAGCAGCUGAUGAACAAUUCCGGUCAAAGCCAAGGGGAGGGAGAAAAAGGAUCCGUCCAACCGUUGAAAUGCUUAUAAGGAAGAGGAUUACCCCCCCAAGUGAGUUGGAUUUCAUCAUGAUUGAUGAGGAAUGUUAAGUGUCUUGUCUGGUUUGUCUGAAGGCCUCUCUACUCGAAAGGAGCCAACCCCUUCUGUUCAUUAAAUGUAUAGAAUCUGUAUUUUACAAUGUAAUCCCUCCCCUUACCACAAGCAAAAUAGAAGACUCGUGUAUUUUUUGUGUUCAUUGGCAGUAAAAUCCUCAAGUUCUUGGUUCCUUAA